Molecule: messenger RNA, 2425 nt
Organism: Neltuma alba
Lineage: Eukaryota; Viridiplantae; Streptophyta; Magnoliopsida; Fabales; Fabaceae
Product: exocyst complex component EXO70A1
Exons: 13
Coding region: 208-2145 (645 amino acids)
Biological process (GO): exocytosis
Cellular component (GO): exocyst
Molecular function (GO): phosphatidylinositol-4,5-bisphosphate binding
Source: RefSeq, a predicted model, not a curated record
AUCCGACGAAAGCGAGAGACCGAGGACAUCCUGUCAACGGUAAUUCCUACCAAACCCGCAGAUUCGACCUUACUCUCAAAUCGUGUCGUCGCAUUUCAAUACAAUAAUUCAAAUUCGUUUCAGCUACUUCAAUCAAUUAAGUAUCCGUAUUUUGCGUAGUUUUGUCUUCGUACUGGCCUGAAGAACGGAUCAGACCGCAUAAGCAAAAUGGGAAUGACGAUGGCUGGAGUUGAUCCCCUCGGUGAAAAAGCUGUUAAUAUGAGAGAGUCGCUCCAGAAAAGCCAGAUCAUAACAGACGACGUUGUUGCAAUUAUGAGUUCCUUUGACCAUCGGCUCUCCGCCCUUGAAACUGCCAUGCGUCCUACUCAGAUUAGAACGCAUUCUAUUCGGAAGGCUCAUGAGAAUAUUGACAAGACGUUGAAGGCUGCAGAGGUCAUUUUGGUUCAAUUCGACCUAUAUCGUCAGUCGGAAACAAGGGUACUGAAAGGGCCACAUGAAGACCUGGAGAAUUAUCUUAAUGCAAUUGAUCAGCUAAGAGGCAGCAUUCAAUUUUUUGGCAAUAAGAAGGGCUUUAAGAGUGGUGAUGAUGUUGUCAGCCAAGCCAAUAAUUUAGUAGCUAAAGCCAUUUCUAAGUUAGAAGAUGAGUUUAAACAGCUGUUAUUAUCUAACAGCCAAGCUGUGGAACCUGAGCGCCUUUUUGAUUGCCUUCCAAACACGAUGCGGCCAUCCUCAAGUUCACCUGGCCACGAGGGGGAUUCUAUUGGCAAGAAUCCUUCCAAUAAUCAUUCUGAUUCACAAAAUAAUAACAUGGAUGCUUUUGUAUACACACCUCCUGCUCUUGUACCUCCGAAAAUUUUGGCACUGCUCCAUGAUUUAGCAGAGCAAAUGGUUCAAGCUGGUCAACAGAAAAAGUUACUCAAAAUAUACAGAGAUGCCCGUUCUGAUGUAUUGGAAGAAAGCCUGCACAAACUGGGAGUUGAGAAGCUUAGCAAAGAUGAUGUACAAAGGCUACAAUGGGAGGUUUUGGAGGCCAAAAUUGGAAAUUGGAUUCACUUCAUGCGUAUAGCUGUCAAAUUAUUAUUUGCUGGUGAGCAGAAAGUUUGCAAUCAAAUAUUUGAAGGAUUUGAUUUACUCAGCGAUCAGUGCUUUGCUGAGGUGACUAAAAAUAGUGUCUCCAUGCUACUUAGUUUUGGAGAAGCCAUUGCCAAAAGCAAGAGAUCACCAGAAAAGUUAUUUGUCCUUUUGGACAUGUAUGAAAUAAUGCAAGAGCUUCGUUCAGAGAUGGAGACACUGUUUGAAGGGAGAGCUUGCACUGAAAUCAGGGAAGCUGCGUUGGGUUUGACAAAACAGCUUGCACAAACUGCCCAAGAGACAUUUGGAGAUUUUGAAGAAGCAGUUGAGAAGGAUGCUACAAAAACUGCUGUGACAGAUGGAACUGUUCAUCCUUUGACCAGCUACGUGAUUAACUAUGUGAAAUUUUUAUUUGACUACCGGUCCACACUGAAGCACCUUUUCCAAGAAUUUGCUGAGAGAGAUGAAAUUUCAGAGCUGGCCUCUGUAACAAUGCGAAUAAUGCAAGCUCUGCAAACCAAUUUAGAGGGAAAAUCAAAGCAGUAUAAAGAUCUUGCUUUGACUCAUCUAUUUCUCAUGAAUAAUAUUCAUUAUAUUGUCAGAUCGGUACGGAGGUCUGAAGCCAAGGAUUUAUUAGGGGAUGAUUGGGUACAACGACAUAGGAGGAUUGUGCAGCAGCACGCAAAUCAUUACAAAAGAAAUGCAUGGGCAAAGGUACUUCAAUGCCUCUCCAUCCAAGGCCUCACCUCAUCAGGUGGUGAUGGAGGAACUAGUAGCAGUGGUGCUUCAAGAGCAAUUGUUAAAGACAGAUUUAAAACUUUCAAUAUGAUGUUUGAGGAAAUACAUCAGAAACAAUCUCAAUGGACAGUUCCCGACACGGAGUUGCGAGAAUCACUUAGGCUUGCUGUUGCUGAAGUCUUGUUGCCUGCUUAUAGAUCAUUUGUAAAACGUUUUGGGCCUCUUGUAGAGAAUGUAAAGAAUGCUCAGAGAAUCAUCAGAUACACACCGGAAGAUCUAGAAAGAAUGCUGGGUGAAUUUUUUGAAGGAAAAAGCAUAAAUGAAAUGAAGCGGUAAAUGAAGAAUUGAUAAGAGGGAAGCAAAUAAAAAGGAGGUACCAUUUGUAUCUCUAUGUCCCAUUGAUCCUUUUAAAGAGUAAGAAUGUCCCUUGCUGCUUUUUAAGAUUGCGUGUAUAGUUAUUUCGUUAUAAAGUAAGCCUAUGGUUGUUUAAGCUAUGAAAUUUUUCUUUUCUUUCUGAGAAUGCGUGUGUAGCCAUGGAUUCACUGCAAGAGCAAUAGGUGUUUGAGAUAAACACUGGAGAAAUUCUUCUGGUCCUAAUCGAUAAUAAUUGUCCCAA